This is a messenger RNA of Drosophila ficusphila, 1587 nucleotides long. RefSeq names its product serine hydroxymethyltransferase (gene Shmt). Gene Ontology annotation, cellular component: cytoplasm; cytosol; nucleus. The record is from RefSeq and is a predicted model, not a curated record. Gene Ontology annotation, molecular function: glycine hydroxymethyltransferase activity; zinc ion binding; mRNA 5'-UTR binding. Lineage: Eukaryota; Metazoa; Arthropoda; Insecta; Diptera; Drosophilidae. Gene Ontology annotation, biological process: L-serine catabolic process; tetrahydrofolate interconversion; purine nucleobase biosynthetic process.
GCACAAACCUGAAGAUCGCGACAGUGAACGCAUCGCGUUGCAUUGAAGUACCCACAAACAGUACCCACUACAUAUAUUCCACUUCAUCGGAAUCCCAACAGACCAUGGCCGACCAGAAAAUGCUGCAGACCCUGGAGGAGGGCGACCCGGAGCUGGCCGACCUGAUCAAGAAGGAGAAGGAGCGCCAGCGCGAGGGCCUCGAGAUGAUCGCCAGCGAGAACUUCACCUCGGUGGCCGUCCUGGAGAGCCUGAGCUCCUGCCUCACCAACAAGUACUCCGAGGGUUAUCCCGGCAAGCGAUACUACGGCGGCAACGAGUUCGUCGACUGCGUGGAGCUGUUGGCCCAGAAACGCGGUCGCGAGCUCUUCAACCUGGACGAGGACAAGUGGGGCGUCAACGUGCAGCCGUACUCCGGAUCCCCGGCCAACCUGGCCGUCUACACCGGCGUGUGCCGACCCCACGACAGGAUCAUGGGACUGGACCUGCCCGACGGCGGACACCUGACGCACGGCUUCUUCACGCCCACCAAGAAGAUAUCGGCCACGUCGAUCUUCUUCGAGAGCAUGCCCUACAAGGUGAACCCGGCGACGGGCAUCAUCGACUACGACAAGCUGGCGGAGGCGGCCAAGACGUUCCGGCCGCAGAUCAUCAUUGCCGGCAUCUCGUGCUACUCCAGGCUGCUGGACUACGCCCGGUUCCGCCAGAUCUGCGACGACGUGGGCGCCUACCUGAUGGCGGACAUGGCCCACGUGGCGGGCAUCGUGGCCGCGGGACUGAUUCCCUCGCCGUUCGAGUACGCCGACAUCGUGACCACCACCACGCACAAGACGCUCCGGGGGCCGCGCGCCGGGGUGAUCUUCUUCCGCAAGGGCGUGCGCAGCACCAAGGCCAGCGGCGAGAAGGUGCUCUACGACCUGGAGGAGCGCAUCAACCAGGCGGUGUUCCCCUCGCUCCAAGGCGGGCCCCACAACAACGCCGUGGCCGGGAUCGCCACUGCCUUCCGGCAGGCCAAGACCGAGCAGUUCAAGGCCUACCAGACGCAGGUGCUCGCCAACGCCAAGGUCCUCUGCGACGGCCUCAUCUCGCGCGGCUACCAGGUGGCCACCGGCGGCACCGACGUCCACCUGGUGCUGGUGGAUGUCCGCAAGGCGGGCCUCACCGGCGCCAAGGCGGAGUACGUCCUGGAGGAGGUGGGCAUCGCCUGCAACAAGAACACCGUGCCCGGGGACAAGUCGGCCCUGAACCCCUCGGGCAUCCGGCUGGGCACGCCCGCCCUGACCACUCGCGGCCUGGUCGCGAAGGACAUCGAGCAGGUGGUGGCCUUCAUCGACGCCGCACUCAAGGCGGGCGCCCAGGCCGCCAAGCUGGCCGCCAGUCCCAAGCUGGCCGACUACCACAAGACGCUGGCCGAGAACGCGGAGAUCAAGGCCCAGGUGGAGGAGCUCCGCCAGUCCGUGGCCCAGUUCAGCAGGAAGUUCCCGCUGCCCGGCUUGGAGACCCUCUAGGAACCCGCUCCACACUUUUUAACUGCCCUUUUUACGUGCACCCUCGAAAGUACCAAUAAAAUGCUAGUAACUAAGUCUUUAA